This is a messenger RNA of Pieris macdunnoughi, 861 nucleotides long. NCBI's taxonomy places the organism in Eukaryota, Metazoa, Arthropoda, Insecta, Lepidoptera, Pieridae. The record is from the annotation of a GenBank genome assembly.
AUGGUUUGUUUGAAGAAAAAUUACUUCUGCAGCGUACUUUUAAAUUACUUCUCAUCAAUGGAUCAUCUAGCGAUUAUUUACAACGAAAAUCAAUGGAGGAUUAAUGCAGUGUCGCCUUUAAAUAACUUGCAUUUUAACGAGGUGAAAUUAAAGCAAUAUGCUACAACAAUUAAACAACACCUUGUUCGUGCGGUUUUCGCAAACGCUUCCAUUAAGUUCACUGUUUCUUUUGAAGAGUUACCAUACCUGAAGUUCUCUCCAGAAGAUCCUAAUGGAAUACUGCUAAGAGUGGAAUCAGUUAAAGAAUCAAAAACAAAAACGGCUUAUGAAGCAAUUUUUCUGACAUGGGGUACACAUUUAACACUUAAAGAUGCCAUCCACUUGCCUUACAUGGUUGAAAGAGGUGAACAAAGAGUUGGUGUAUCUGUGAAGAGUUCCUUGCAAAAUAUAUUUGACUGUAACAUUAAGGAAUACAAUUUUUCACAGUUACAGUUACUACAAAUAGGAUUCAAUUUUCUCAAUGUUGAUACUUCUAAAAGUACAGAUCUUUUCAUAAUUGGCUAUAAAAUACCACAAACUGAUAUAACCCAGAAAGUAUCGUUUAAAUUUGAGGUUGGUGAAAUGAGGAGAAUUUGGAACAGCCUUAAAAAGGAGUGUUUAAAUGAACUAGAAUUGGUUCAAGUGAUGUACCAAAAUCUGCAAAAUCAAAUAUUUUAUAUGAUUACAUUAGAUGUUACAGUAUUUGAGCUAAGUGAAGUUAUUUUACCUAAUGCUGAAGUGAGGAGCAAUGGUACAGUGAAAAUGAAGACAGCACAGGCUAUAAACUCACUAUUUGUAACAUUGAACCAGUAUUUCAGAUAA